GGAAAAUGGCCUCUCGCUCGAUAAUUCCUCUGGCUUGCCAAAAACCUCCUUGUUGGUAAAUAGGUUGGGGAGGUUUUCUUGCUGAGUAGACGACCAGGCAGGAUUAAAGAUCUGCACCUUCUUAUUCCCUUUCACUUCACUAUCACAUUGUCGAAAAACUCUCCAACAGCAUGCUCUCUAACAUUCCUCGACCUGCCGGUGCCGCUCCUUUGGCUGCAGCCCCACCGGUACCGCCCAGAAGAGCUCAUCCACUUCCAGCUCCUCCAGCUACCGAAAGUCAAGUACAGCAGCCUCGAACUCGCAUUCCUGUUCCGAUUCAUCACAUCCCGACCUCCCAAGAUCGCUUAACGGAUGCCAUGGCCAGUAUGACAUUUAGCGACAAGACGCAGAGUUUACCAAGGAUGGAUAAAAAGGGAAAAGCGCCAGUUGGAAUGGUCGUUAAGCCUGCCCCUCCCCCGAAGCCCACUCGACCUGCCAGGCCGGCCCGACAUGCAUCUCCUGCUGCUGAAGAACAAGAGGUGACUUGCAAAAGUCACAAAGGAAAUCCGAGCAUGGUAACUUUGCGAGAUCAGCGGCCUCAGACCGUCCAUGCCGUUGGAUCCUCCCGAAGAGAAGCCGAUGAGCCCUUCACCCCAAGUGCGGGAACCCGGAGACGAUGUGAAAUGACCAAUGUUUAUUUCCUUGACUACUAUUUUGAUCUCUUGUCCUACUUGGACCAACGGAAGCAGCGCUUACAAAGGUUCAAAGAAGACAUGCGAGAACGCAGGUGCACAGAAGAGCAGUAUAAUACGGAAUGGAAUUACCUCUGUGGAAAAGAGCGCGCUCACCUACGAAAGCGUCGGACAAGGACUCGGUUGGCGAACUUUAGUAUUAUCACGCAGGUUGGGCAGGGUGGAUAUGGACAGGUUUUCCUCGCCAAAAAGAACGACACAAAAGAACUAUGUGCGCUGAAGAAAAUGAGCAAAAAGCUGCUUCACAAGCUUGGAGAGAUUCAACACAUUCUUACGGAACGGGAUAUACUUACCCGCACCAACAGCCCUUGGCUCGUUAAACUACUUUACGCAUUCCAAGAUUACGAACAUGUUUAUCUGGCAAUGGAAUAUGUUCCAGGAGGAGACAUGCGCACUCUGCUCAAUAAUAGUGGGGUAUUGAAAGAAGAGCAUGCCCGAUUCUAUGUUGCAGAGAUGUUUGUUGCUGUAGGAGAGUUGCAUCGAUUGGGAUACAUUCAUAGAGAUUUGAAACCAGAAAACUUUCUCAUUGAUGCUAGUGGCCAUUUGAAGCUCACAGAUUUUGGAUUGAGUCGGGGUGCGCUGAGUCCCGCUGUUGUGGAAUCUUUGAGGGUCAAGCUCGAUAAGGUCAAGGACAUGCCGCUCACGCAUCUUUCAACUGCUGAGCGUCGUAGCAUUCACAAAUCCAUCCGAAGGGAGGAUAUGCAGGCCUAUUCCCUCGUUGGCUCCCCAGACUAUAUGGCACCUGAAGUUCUCAUGAACAAUAAGGCCGGAUAUGGACUAGCAGUUGACUACUGGAGCAUAGGUUGCAUCCUUUUUGAAUGUCUCGUUGGUUAUCCACCCUUCACAGCUCCCACAACCGACGAUGUUUGGGUGAAUGUCUAUCACUGGGAAAAAGUUCUUGAAAGACCACACUACACCGGCGCUGACGAGGAGUUCAAUUUAACAGACACAGCAUGGUCACUCGUCAAAUCACUCAUCACACACACACAAAAUCGAUUGGCAUCUCUAUCACAAGUUACAUCUCAUCCUUUCUUUGCGUCCACAAACUUUGGAAUCCUUCGUGCGGAUGAUCCAGCACAUCCCCCUCCUUUCAUACCUACGUUAAAAGCAGAAACGGAUACCACCUAUUUUGAUGAUUUCGAGGAUCCCAAGGAUAUGGCCAUGUACAAGGAGGUGCAGGACCGGAUGAAGGAUAUGGAAAAGAAGGGUGCCCCGAAAGGUGAUGUAGGGAUGUUGAGGAGAGAGUUUGUUGGGUUCACAUUCAAGCACAAGGAGGCGGUUGGAUGGGAUGGUGGUGAAGCGACGAAUGAGGGGUACACUGGCACUACAAUGUUUUAGAGACCUCAUCUCGAUACUCAUCGGUCCUUGCCCUCGUUGGCCACUUUCAACUUGUAUUCAUUUAGGAAAUCUAUAACUAUGACAGCAACGGUCGAUAUCUAUAUAACGACCAAAAAAAAUCUUAAUUAUGUUGCGAGAAG
Molecule: messenger RNA, 2209 nt
Organism: Spizellomyces punctatus DAOM BR117
Lineage: Eukaryota; Fungi; Chytridiomycota; Chytridiomycetes; Spizellomycetales; Spizellomycetaceae
Product: AGC/NDR protein kinase
Exons: 12
Coding region: 171-2069 (632 amino acids)
Biological process (GO): intracellular signal transduction; peptidyl-serine phosphorylation
Cellular component (GO): spindle pole body
Molecular function (GO): ATP binding; protein serine/threonine kinase activity
Source: RefSeq, a predicted model, not a curated record